AUGGCACCCCAUGAUAUCUGCGGGCAGAGGAGUAGACACCUACUAGGCUUAGUUACUGUCGAUCGGAGAAGCUUUAGGACACAGGCUGGCAAGGACGACCUGCUCAAGGGGGUCAAUCCUCAGCAUAGAGACGAUGUGGCUCGUGUGGUCGAGCAGGCACAGCGGGCUGCCAGCAUGUGGACAACCAUCUGUACAGACUUUCACCCUCCUCCAGUGGUUGCCGACGCCAUGAAUGCUAUGAAGCAGCUGGCGGGCGUGGCAGCACUUUCCUUUGGAGGCUACGCGCAGGCGGAGCGCACCAGAAUUUUCCUGGGCCAGGAGGACAUCAUUGAGGCCCUCAAAGCAGACCCACAGCAGGUCUCUUGUAAGGCCCAAGCGGAAGGCGUUGCAGCGCUGCGAGUGCAGGGCAACUUCAUGUUUGACGCAGCCACGCACAGGGACUUCCUGGGCGCCAUCCUGGGCACAGGCAUAGAGCGCAGCAAGGUCGGAGACAUCAUUCUUGUGGGAGAGACCGGCGCCCAGAUAUUGGUUGCUGAGGAGCUGCUCGAUCACUUCGAGCUCAACCUCACUCAGGUGCGCAGCGUACCGGUGGUCAGCCGGCGGAUGGAGCUGGCAGAGCUGAGCGUGCGGCCGGCCAAGACGGAGACAGUGCGCAGCGUGGAGGCAUCGCUGCGACUGGACGCCGUGGCCAGCGCCGGCUUCCGCAUCAGCCGCGCCAAGGCCGCGGACCUGAUCAAGCAGGGGGAUGUCCGGGUGAACUGGAUACAGGCCAAGGGGAGCAGCUUGGUCAAGGAAGGGGAUGUGAUAUCCUGCUCUGGCAAGGGGCGCAUAGAAAUCAUAUCGACAUCACUGACAAAGAAAGAUCGGCAUGCCGUGGAGAUGACGCGGUAUGUCUGA
This is a messenger RNA of Coccomyxa subellipsoidea C-169, 897 nucleotides long. RefSeq names its product photosystem II S4 domain protein. The record is from RefSeq and is a predicted model, not a curated record. Bases 1 to 897 code for a protein of 298 amino acids. The transcript is spliced from 5 exons. Gene Ontology annotation, molecular function: RNA binding. NCBI's taxonomy places the organism in Eukaryota, Viridiplantae, Chlorophyta, Trebouxiophyceae, Coccomyxaceae.